AGUUGUUUGUACCAUGGCCUGUGGUGGACAGCGUUAGGAAUAAACAUAUUGUAUUUAACACGAAUUUAUCUACACUCAAUCACCAUUUCAGUGUAUACUAUAGAAUAAUUGGAUACAAUAAAAAUGGCACCGAAUUUUGGCAAUGAAGUGUCAUCACCUAUCGUUGCAGAAGAGAGUUACGAAAAGCUGAUACCACCACAAGCCGCACCAAGGAAGUACAAGUAUUUGUACGCCAAUAUGAUAUAUUUUACAUAUUGGCACAUAGCCGGACUUUAUGGUAUUUACCUGGCUAUCACUACAGCAAAAUGGGCAACCAUUAUUUUAGCUUAUUUAUUAUUCGUAGCGGGAGAAAUUGGCAUUACAGCUGGAGCCCACAGACUGUGGGCUCACAAGAGUUACAAAGCGAAACUACCUUUACAAAUCCUCCUGAUGCUGUUCAACUCAACAGCUUUUCAAAAUUCGGUUAUCACUUGGGUGAAGGACCACCGAAUGCAUCACAAAUACAGUGACACAGACGCCGAUCCUCAUAACGCUACUAGGGGUUUUUUCUAUUCCCAUGUAGGUUGGUUGAUGGUAAAGAGACACCCUGAGGCUAUUAAGCGAGGAAAAUCUCUGGACAUGUCUGACAUCUACAAUAACCCAGUUUUGAAGUUCCAGAAAAAAUACGCCAUUCCGUUGAUUACUACUGUCGCCUUUGUGCUCCCAACAAUAAUUCCAAUGUAUUUUUGGGACGAAAGUUUUAAUGUUGCAUGGCAUAUGACCAUGCUGAGAUAUAUCAUCAAUCUGAACACUAUAUUUCUAGUCAACAGCGUUGCUCAUAUGUGGGGGUAUAAACCUUAUGACAAGAACAUAGCUCCAACACAGAAUUAUAUAGCAACAUUCGCCACAUUAGGCGAAGGUUUCCACAACUACCAUCACGCAUUUCCUUGGGAUUAUCGUGCCUCGGAACUUGGAAACAAUUAUCUUAACUUAACGACCAAGUUCAUAGAUUUCUUCGCCUGGAUUGGCUGGGCUUAUGAUUUGAAAACGGUUCCUGAAGAUCUGCUUCAGAAAAGGAUGGAGAGAACUGGUGACGGUACCAAUCUUUGGGGGAGGGGUGAUAAGAACAUGAAAAAAGAUUAUGUGAAAUCUACAGAUGUCCAUGAAUGAAUCAUGUCAUGUCAAGAAUGAAUAACCCAUAAUAAUUAAUGUUACAGAUAUUAUACUAACAAAGGUACAAAAAUGUAGAGAAAUAGUGUUUGGGUAAGGCAAGACUAUAUUGUCAGAGUAAUAAUUAGAAAAGAUACUUCUCCCAGUAAACGUACAAUAUAUGUAUGCGGUUUUUUAUGAUAGCUUUCCUAUUUAGUGGUAAGGUGCAAAUUAAUUGGACUUUGCGACCUAACUGACCGAAAUAGAAGAAAAAUGUUUUUGCUGAUAUUUAUAUGAUAAUAAUAUCGAAUUGAAUUUUUAUUCAUUUAAUCGCUAUUUUUUUUUAUAUUCUUCUUCUUCUUUUAUAUUAUUGCUGCCACCGUUUAUGUGUCGAUGAUUUUGCCAAUGUUGAGUAAUAAUCUCAGGUAAUAAUUGCAGUUUCCGUAAUAUACAUAUAUUGUAAUUUUCUUUGUACAGCAGAUACAAAACAAAAAGAAACUAAAACUUUUUAAAUAUUGAAGACUCUUGAGAGAUGAAACCUUGCUAAAAUACUUCUGUCACAGUAUGUCAGUUUUGAUAUAAUGUGAAAAUAAUGUUAUAGAUUAUUCCAUAUUUAUGAGUUGAGUUAUUUUGUAAAUUUAUUUAUUUAUAUUAUACAAUAAAAAAUUGUAAAG
Messenger RNA from Manduca sexta (tobacco hornworm), 1802 nucleotides. RefSeq names its product acyl-CoA Delta(11) desaturase. The transcript is spliced from 4 exons. Lineage: Eukaryota; Metazoa; Arthropoda; Insecta; Lepidoptera; Sphingidae. Gene Ontology annotation, cellular component: endoplasmic reticulum membrane. Gene Ontology annotation, molecular function: iron ion binding; stearoyl-CoA 9-desaturase activity. The record is from RefSeq and is a predicted model, not a curated record. Gene Ontology annotation, biological process: unsaturated fatty acid biosynthetic process. Bases 124 to 1149 code for a protein of 341 amino acids.